Pocillopora verrucosa is the source of this 2300-nucleotide messenger RNA. RefSeq names its product neuronal acetylcholine receptor subunit alpha-10. Gene Ontology annotation, molecular function: transmitter-gated monoatomic ion channel activity involved in regulation of postsynaptic membrane potential; excitatory extracellular ligand-gated monoatomic ion channel activity; transmembrane signaling receptor activity. Gene Ontology annotation, cellular component: neuron projection; plasma membrane; synapse. NCBI's taxonomy places the organism in Eukaryota, Metazoa, Cnidaria, Anthozoa, Scleractinia, Pocilloporidae. Gene Ontology annotation, biological process: monoatomic ion transmembrane transport; signal transduction; chemical synaptic transmission. The record is from RefSeq and is a predicted model, not a curated record.
GAAACCUGAAUAAGAAUUUAAGUCAAACCAUUAAAAUUGCCUGCAGCUGAACCUGAAAAAACGUCACUCCGUUUGGUUUUAAUCUUGCAUCUGAUUGGUUUAGAGGGUGAAGUUUUCUGGACCAAUCACAAAGCGAGGUAAUAUAAAAGCGCUAUAAUCCCGGAUCACUUUCAAUAUUGUGAACUUGCUCUGUUAGAGUCUACACACCACGUCAACACUCAUAAAUUGGCUGGAAUACCGAGACAGAUUUUCAAUUGUCCAGAGUUUUCGUUAGUGUUGCUUCUUCUUUAGCGCCGUCGCCCCCGGUGAGGAAAAGUCUAGAACUUUCGCCUGUUUCGAUUCAAACAGCAUUCUUUAAGUAAACAGACCACCGUCUUGAGGAGAGGAAAAAAGAUGAGGUGCAAUGAUAUCGUUCUCUUUAUUGUCGUUUUACGCUCCACAGUUUUCAUGGUGAACGGAGCACUGGAAGUGAAUGAAACUCGCCUUCACAAGGAGUUAUUCAAAGGAUAUAACAAGCAUGCACACCCCAGACUACCAGGGACAGGUCCGGUAGUGGUCACUUUUGAUUUUCAACUUAUUCGGAUCCUUGAUGUGAGUGCAAGAAGUCAGUACAUCACCACGUAUGCAUGGGUGAAUCAGUAUUGGGAGAACCGUUUGCUAAAAUGGGAUCCAAAAGAAUAUGGAGGAGUGGAGGAAAUUCAUGUGUCUCCAAGCGACAUCUGGGUGCCUGACACACUAUUAUACAACAAUAUAGACGAAGAGGAGCGAAUGGGAGGCGGUAGGACGACUUAUACCACUAACGUAGAACUGCGAUAUGAUGGCAAAAACACGUGGCUAAACCCCGCCAUGUUUAAAAGCAUCUGUAGCGUGGAUGUCACAAACUUUCCUUUCGACGAUCAAGAAUGUCGAUUAAAAUUCGGUUCUUGGGCCUUCGAUAGAGCAAAGAUAGAUUUGGCCGUAAAAAACGGCAGCACCCUGAACACAUACUACAUCAAAAAUGGUGAAUGGAAAAUGCUGAACCUGACCGCGAAGAGAAAUGCUCUCAAGUAUCAAUGCUGCCCUCACGAAUUUGUGGACAUAACAGUGAGUGUGAAAAUCCGACGAGAAUCAUUGGACUACAUUCUAAAGUUGAUUAUUCCAUGCUCGCUGAUUUCUUCCAUGAUAUUUUUGGGUUUUGUUCUUCCACCUGAGUCAGGCGAACGUAUUGGACUGAGUAUCACAGUUCUGCUCGCAAUGACUGUGUUUCAGCAACUCAGCUCCGAGCUCAUGCCUUCGUACGGCUUUCCACUCCUGGGACAGUUCUAUUUCGCAAUCAUGUUGGAAAUAGGUCUUUCCUUGGCUGUAACUACGCUUAUUUUAAAUUUUUACCAUCGCAACAGGCGUCGAAUGCCUAAGACUAUGAGAAAAGUGAUUCUUCAAUGUCUAGCGCGCGUGCUGUUUCCAUGUCAAAAACCAAAGAACUGGAACGAAAUCCAUCGAAAAAGCGUUCUUCGACGAAGACUUGAAAACAGCAAUGCUCUGGAUGCUGAGAGGGGGGUAUCCUGCAGUGACUCAGAGUUUUGCGAAGAAGAUGUAUACGAACAAGAAAAGAGCACGAGACGCGAUCAGAAUUUGACCACGUGGGUCGUGCAAGAGUCUGGCACCAUUUGCACGCUUUCUCCGAACGGUACCGCAAACGGGGAUCACUCGUUCUUGAAUCUCGCAGCGUCGCCACAAAACACUCACACCAAAACUGUCGGGUUCUCAAAGGACUGCUUCAAAAAGCUUAAGAGGAACAACAGUUUUCGUUCUCGGGAUACAAAUUCCGGCCGGGCGGGAAAGAAGCGGUCUUCAUCAGCGACACGUAGCAGGCCGCGACAAGUCGACUCGCAGUUUCUUACAGGCAAUGUACUUGACUGGACCGAAGAGAAGAUUAAAAACCAAAAGGAAUGGAUCAAGGCAGCGCGUGUGCUGGACAGGCUGUUUUUGAUCAUCUCCAUCUUCUCCUUUAUUGCCACGUUACUGACAAUCUUCCUGCGGGCUCCAAGGUUCCGUCUUUCUCAAUAAGAAAGCAUCAACUCAGCCUUUUGAAAACCGUGACAACGUGUUCGGAAAAAGGAACUUUGUCCCGUGUUGGGCGUGAAGUAUUACUUCACCCUGGGUCAACGCGAAGAAAGAGGGAGUUAUACUUUUAUAAAAUGCAUGACAGGUAACUGAGCGUAGAGAUUGGAGCUGAUCUAUUUUCACUUGCUUGCUCGUAUCAUUCCUUGCAUUAAAUUUUUACCCCUUAGCUACAAAUGUACCUUCAAACACUUUUUAAA